CUUUCAGUAUCAACUUCAAUUUUUCAGCUGUGACACCCUUGCAUAAACCCUAGAUUCUCAGUAUCAACUCCAAUUUUUCAGCUGUCUGGUCGCCGUGAUGCCGGAAAUAUCCAAGGUCGAUUCCGCCAAAAGAAAGCGGAUAAGAAAGCGCGAUUCAAGGAAAAAGCAUAGCAUGACCGAUGGAAGCCUCACAGUUGCUGAAGAAGAAGUGGACAAAUUGAAAGAGAACGAAAAUUAUGGCAGUGAGCACGAAAAGGGCGAAGAGAAGAGCUUGAAGAAAGAUAUGAAAAAGAAGAGAAAGGAUUUGGCAAAAAGGAUGGAAAAAGAUGAGGAUGAGAACCUGGGAGAACAGGGGUCGAAGGAAGAGAAGAAAAAGAAGAAUUUGGUGAGAAAGAGAGAAGAAGAUGAUGAAGGAAGAGAAGAAGAGGAGGAAGAUGAGGAGGAAGAAGAGGAGGAAGAUGAUGAGGAUGAGAGGAAGAAGGAGAUAAAGAAGGCAGUGAGGAGUUCGGGCUCUGGGAUUAUGAGCACAGAGUUGUUUUCGACGCUGGGGCUUUCGGAACUCACCAUGAAAGCUAUUAAUGAAAUGGGGUUUGAGUACAUGACUCAGAUCCAAGCCAGAGCAAUUCCACCAAUGUUGGAAGGAAAAGAUGUUCUUGGUGCUGCAAGGACUGGUUCUGGUAAAACCCUUGCCUUUCUUAUACCAGCAGUGGAAUUGUUGUUUAAUGUGAAAUUUACACAUCGCAAUGGAGCUGGAGUCAUUGUCAUUUGCCCCACAAGGGAGUUGGCCAUACAGACGCAUGCUGUGGCAAAAGAACUUCUCAAGUAUCAUUCCCAGACACUGGGAUUGGUUAUUGGAGGUGCAACACGAAGAGGAGAAGCUGAACGCAUUAAAAAAGGAGUAAAUCUUUUAAUAGCUACUCCAGGUCGACUUCUUGAUCACCUUCAGAACACUAAGGGAUUUGUUUACAAAAACUUGAAGUGCCUCAUGAUUGAUGAAGCGGAUAGGAUAUUAGAAGCAAAUUUUGAAGAAGAAAUGAAGCAAAUAAUGAAACUUCUUCCAAAAGAGGGUAGACAAACUGCUCUAUUUUCAGCUACACAGACUAAGAAGGUUGAGGAUCUGGCUCGCUUGUCUUUUCAGACAACUCCUAUCUAUAUAGAUGUGGAUGAUGGAAGAAAGAGGGCCACUAAUGAAGGACUGCAGCAAGGGUACUGUGUCAUUCCAAGUGCUAAGCGAUUUACCCUUCUUUAUUCCUUCCUGAAGAGGAACUUAUCAAAGAAAAUAAUGGUCUUCUUCUCUUCGUGCAACUCUGUAAAGUUCCACUCAGAACUUCUUCAGUAUAUCCAAAUUGAUUGCUUUGAUAUUCAUGGAAAGCAAAAGCAGCAGAAGCGGACCACUACUUUCUUUGAUUUCUGCAAAGCUGAAAAAGGCAUAUUGUUAUGUACUGAUGUUGCUGCAAGGGGACUUGAUAUUCCUUCUGUGGACUGGAUUAUACAAUAUGACCCCCCAGAUGAACCUAAGGAAUAUAUUCAUAGAGUUGGUCGAACAGCACGUGGGGAAGGUGCAAAAGGAAAUGCAUUGCUCUUCCUGAUUCCAGAGGAAUUGAAAUUUCUUGCCUAUCUUAAGGCUGCAAAAGUCCCGGUAAAACAGUACGAGUUUGAGGAGAGAAAGCUUGCCAAUGUGCAGUCCCACCUGGAGAAGUUGGUUUCUAAUAAUUAUUACCUGAAUAAAUCCGCUAAAGAGGCUUACAGAUCCUAUAUAUUGGCAUAUAAUUCACACUCCAUGAAGGAUAUAUUCAACGUUCAUCGGCUUGAUAUGCAGGCCGUUGCAGCUUCCUUCUGUUUUUCUUCUCCUCCAAAAGUAAAUCUGAAUAUAGACAGCAGCGCGGCCAAGUUUAGGAAGAAGCACAAAGGUGAAGGGAGAAAUGGGUUCAGUGAGAGAAAUCCUUAUGGGAAUAAAGGUGAGAAUGACCAGCGGCAAUUUGUAAGAUACUAGUGAAGUCUGAUGAAGAAGCUGCAAAAAGUUUGUGUCAAUGGCUAACAUGAGAAUAUUCAUUUUUGUGCACCAUUUUACAAUUUUGUUCCAAGAGUAGAAAAUCGAGCUCCUUGAACGUCUAGGCAUCAUUUUGUACUAUGUUUACAGGAUAGGGAAAGGGAAAAAGAAAACAAUUUUAGUAUUUCACCUUUCAACUGUUACCUCUGUUUUAUGUUUAUUUAUUUAUUAUGGUUUUAAGAAUCACAAGAAAGAUUGUGGA
This is a messenger RNA of Ipomoea triloba (trilobed morning glory), 2252 nucleotides long. RefSeq names its product DEAD-box ATP-dependent RNA helicase 51. The record is from RefSeq and is a predicted model, not a curated record. Gene Ontology annotation, molecular function: ATP binding; nucleic acid binding; RNA helicase activity. Gene Ontology annotation, cellular component: nucleolus. Lineage: Eukaryota; Viridiplantae; Streptophyta; Magnoliopsida; Solanales; Convolvulaceae. The transcript is spliced from 12 exons. Bases 98 to 1993 code for a protein of 631 amino acids. Gene Ontology annotation, biological process: maturation of LSU-rRNA from tricistronic rRNA transcript (SSU-rRNA, 5.8S rRNA, LSU-rRNA).